UCAAAAAGAGAGGGAGAGGGAGAGAGAGCAGAUCAAAAAGAGAGGGAGAGGGAGAGAGAGCAGGAUGAGUCAGGCGAGCAGAUUCAAGCGGAUGUGCGUCUUCUGCGGCAGCAGCCAGGGCAACAAGAGCAGCUACCACGACGCCGCCAUCGACCUCGCCAACCAGCUCGUGGGUGGGGGCAUCGACCUGGUCUACGGCGGCGGCAGCAUCGGGCUGAUGGGGCUCGUCUCCCAGGCCGUCUACCACGGCGGCAGGCACGUCAUCGGGGUCAUUCCCAAGACUCUCAUGACACCCGAGAUCGUCGGGGAGAUGGUGGGGGAGGUGAGGCCGGUGGCCGACAUGCACCAGCGGAAGGCCGAGAUGGCCAGGCUCUCGGACGCCUUCAUAGCCCUGCCCGCUUCAGCCGCGCCAUUGGCCAAUGCCUUAUACUCUGCCUCGGUGCUAGACCUCGAGACUGUAGGCUGCUUCUUGGAACUCCAAGAUAUAAGGUUGGGUCCAACAAAUAUAGCAAAGCCACCAGUAGAACGCCUGUCAUCAACACAGCCUGCCUAG
Messenger RNA from Triticum aestivum (bread wheat), 553 nucleotides. RefSeq names its product probable cytokinin riboside 5'-monophosphate phosphoribohydrolase LOGL3. NCBI's taxonomy places the organism in Eukaryota, Viridiplantae, Streptophyta, Magnoliopsida, Poales, Poaceae. Gene Ontology annotation, molecular function: hydrolase activity, hydrolyzing N-glycosyl compounds. The coding region runs from base 65 to 553 and encodes 162 amino acids. Gene Ontology annotation, cellular component: nucleus; cytosol. Gene Ontology annotation, biological process: cytokinin biosynthetic process. The transcript is spliced from 5 exons. The record is from RefSeq and is a predicted model, not a curated record.